Messenger RNA from Xiphophorus maculatus (southern platyfish), 10462 nucleotides. RefSeq names its product protein TANC2 (gene tanc2b). Lineage: Eukaryota; Metazoa; Chordata; Actinopteri; Cyprinodontiformes; Poeciliidae. The transcript is spliced from 32 exons. Bases 539 to 6928 code for a protein of 2129 amino acids. Gene Ontology annotation, molecular function: protein binding. Gene Ontology annotation, biological process: regulation of dendritic spine morphogenesis. Gene Ontology annotation, cellular component: dendritic spine. The record is from RefSeq and is a predicted model, not a curated record.
AGGCGGCUCUCCAUGUUGCGGCGCUGCGUGGCAGUGGGCACCGAUCUGCCGCUGGCUGGCUGCACAACAAACGCACGCGUGGCUUUAGUCGUGAACGGCCUUAACGCCUGGCACUUACAUUCGGCGAGAAGCAGCCGCGAGUCUCGGACGAAGCUACCUGCUGCGGAGCGACUUUGCGCUUUGCGUCCUACACCCAGGAGGACAAGGUGUGGGGGGGUCGCUCCUGUGACCGGGCUGAAUGUGGUCGCUUUGAUCGGUGCAGUUAUUCCUAGAGUCAGUGGCUUGGGCUGUUUUGAAGCGAUUGGACGCGGACAGGGAGAGCGGUGGACCGCAAGCAGCAACACAGGAGCCGUGAAUGUGAUGCCCGAGCUGGAAAGAAAACCCCAGCUUCAAGUCUAGAGAAGAGAACAGUGGACUGUCUCUGCAGGAUUGCGACUUUGGCUUAGCCCGGUGAAAUGUAGUGCUUUGCUGCUCCCAAAGCCGGAUUUAUUGUCUACUCAAGGUUUCUUUCUGUAGUCGGAUCUCCGCUGCUGCAGCCAUGUUUAGGAACAGCUUGAAGAUGCUACUGACGGGGGGGAAGGCCAACCGCAAGAGUCGCAGCAGUGAUGGUGGGAGCGACGAUUUUGGAGACCCCCGCUCACCCAGUUUGGACCCUCAUCUGAGCCACAUUGGACAAGGUGGCAGCAUAGACAGCGACUGUGCCUUCGAGGGAGACUACGCCAUUCCCCCGCUCUCCAUGACCGAGGGCAUGCAGCACAUUCGCAUCAUGGAGGGCGUGUCGCGCUCUUUGCCCUCCUCCCCACUGCUCGCCCACCAGGCCAUCGGUGUCAGGCUGCAGCCAGUGAAGAAACUCACAGCCCCACUGCGGAAAGCAAAGUUUGUGGAGAGCCCUCGCAUUCCACAAUCAGAGCUUGGCUCCCCUACACACACCUCUGCUACUGCCAAGAAUACAGACCUGGACACAUACUGCCCUGGGGAGUCAAGCCAUGAGCUGGGGCCCCCUCCGUCGGUGGAUGAGGCAGCCAACACAUUGAUGACGCGGCUGGGUUUCCUUCUGGGAGACAAAGUGAGUGAGGGGCCAGCUGGUACGCAGUACAGCAUGGAAGAACCCGAAGCGAGACAGGGCCAGAACCAGAGGAUCAGCCCCUGCUCCACCCUGACCAGCAGCACUGCCUCUCCGCCUGCAGGCAGCCCCUGCUCCACACUCCCCACGGCCAUGUCGGGCCAGGCCGGCAACAAGGACUGUGCCUACGGUUCUGUCACCAGCCCCACCUCAACACUGGAGAGCAGAGACAGCGGGAUUAUAGCUACUCUGACGAGCUACUCGGAGAACAUGGAGCGAGGCGGCAAAUACAGCGAGGGCUCGCGAGGGAACCUGAAGUUGUGGCAGUCCCAGAAAUCAGGCAUGGACUCGUUCCUGUACAGGGUGGAUGAAAACAUGACCGCCUCCACCUUCAGCCUGAAUAAAAUCCCUGAGCGCAACCUGGAGAGCAUGUCCUCCCAUUCUGCCCACUCCAUCCCUUUGUACCUCAUGCCCCGUCCCAAUUCUGUGGCCGCUACAAGUUCAGCCCACCUAGAGGACCUGGCGUACCUGGAUGAUCAGAGGCACACUCCAUUACGCACCUCGCUGCGCAUGCCGAGGCAGAGCACCACCUGCGGGCCGGGUCGCUCCGGGCAGGACCUGAGAGCUUCUGCAAAUAACACCCAUGCCUGGCAAUCUCAGUCACUGCGUUUUGCACCUUAUCGGCCUCAGGACAUCGCUCUCAAACCUCUGCUGUUCGAAGUACCCAGCAUCACCAUGGACUCUGUCUUCACGGGACGCGAGUGGCUCUUCCAAGAGAUCGACGCCCACCUCAACAACCCCAACGGCGGUAGCAACCACGGCGUCGUGAUCGUGGGCAACAUCGGCUUCGGCAAGACGGCGAUCAUCUCCCGGCUGGUGGCGCUGAGCUGCCACGGUACCCGCAUGAGGCAGAUCGCCUCGGACAGCCCGCAGGCCUCACCCAAACAUGGAGAGGGGCUCCCUCUCACGCAGCCCCAACCCACGCACGGCACCCUAGGAGGAGGCAGCUGUCCUGGAACCCCUGAGAUGAGGCGACGUCAGGAAGAGUCCAUGAGGAGGCUGGCGUCACAAGUGGUGGCCUAUCACUACUGCCAGGCAGAUAACGCCUACACCUGCCUGGUGCCGGAGUUUGUGCACAACGUCGCAGCCUUAUUGUGCCGCUCACCGCACCUGGUCGCCUACAGGGAGCAGCUUCUGAGGGAACCACACUUGCAGAGCGUCCUGAGUCUGCGCUCCUGCGUCCAGGAUCCCUUGGCGUCCUUCAGAAGGGGGGUCCUGGAACCCCUGGAUGCACUUUACAAAGAAAGAAAAAUCAACUCUGAGGAGGACCUCAUUAUCCUCAUCGACGGCCUCAAUGAGGCCGAGUUCCACAAGCCGGACUACGGAGACACCGUUGUUUCCUUCCUCACCAAAACCAUUCACAAGUUCCCUCCCUGGCUCAAACUAGUGGUGACGGUUAGAACAACACUACAGGAGAUCACCAACGCGCUGCCGUUUCAUCGCAUCUCCCUGGACAGCCUGGAGGAGAACGACGCCAUAGACCAGGACCUGCAGGGCUACAUCCUGCACCGCAUCCACAGCAGCCCCGAAAUCCAGAACAACAUUUCGCUUAACGGCAAGAUGGACAACACCACCUUUGGCAAGCUCAGCGGCCACCUGAAGGCCCUGAGCCAGGGGUCCUACCUGUACCUCAAGCUCACCUUUGACCUCAUUGAGAAGGGCUACCUUGUUCUCAAAAGUUCCAGCUAUAAGGUGGUUCCAGUAAACCUGGCAGAGGUGUACCUGCUGCAGUGCAACAUGCGCUUCCCCACACAGUCGUCGUUCGAGCGGGCGCUUCCCCUUCUCAACGUGGCCGUGGCGUCGCUCCAUCCGCUGACGGACGAGCAGAUAUACCAGGCCAUCAAUGCUGGUUCGCUGCAGGGCACACUGGACUGGGAAGACUUUCAGCAGCGUGUCGACAACCUGUCAGUCUUCCUCGUGAAGAGGAGGGAUGGCACCAGGAUGUUUGUUCACCCUUCCUUCAGGGAGUGGCUGAUCUGGAGAGAAGAGGGAGAAAAGACAAAGUUCCUCUGCGACCCAAGGAGCGGACACACCCUGCUGGCCUUCUGGUUCUCUCGCCUGCAGAACAAGCUGAACAGACAGCAGACCAUCGAGCUGGGCCAUCACAUCCUUAAAGCACAUAUCUUUAAGGGUCUCAGCAAGAAAGUCGGCGUCUCAUCGUCUAUCUUGCAAGGUUUGUGGAUAUCUUACAGCACAGAGGGUCUUUCUGCAGCGCUCUCAUCACUCAGAAAUCUCUACACUCCCAACAUCAAGGUGAGUCGGCUUCUGAUGCUGGGCGGUGCCAACGUGAACUACCGCACGGAGGUGCUGAAUAACGCCCCCAUCCUCUGCGUUCACUCCCAUUUGGGCUACAUGGACAUGGUGGCUCUGCUGCUCGAGUUUGGUGCCUUCGUGGACGCCCAGUCUGAAAACGGCCUCACACCGCUUGCCUACGCUGCUGCCGGCGGACACAUGGCCAUCGUCACUGCACUUUGUCGCAAGAGAGCAAAGGUGGACCAUCUGGACAAGAACGGCCAAUGCGCCCUGGUUCACGCGGCCUUGAGGGGCCACAUGGAGGUGGUGAAGUUCCUCAUCCAGAGUGACUGGAACGGGGGCUCACAGCAGCAGCAACAACAAUCACCACAGGCACAGCAGCAGGCAGCCUUCACUAAGAGCCAAGCAGUCCAGCAGGCACUGGUUGCUGCAGCCAGCAUGGGCUACACAGAGAUUGUUUCUUACCUGCUGGACCUGCCAGAGAAAGAUGAAGAGGAAGUGGAGCGUGCUCAGAUCAAUAACUUUGACACCCUGUGGGGAGAGACAGCUCUGACAGCAGCCUCGGGUCGCGGGAAGCUGGAGGUUUGCCGCCUCUUAUUGGAGCAGGGCGCCGCCGUGGCUCAGCCCAACAGACGAGGCAUUGUUCCACUCUUCAGCGCCGUCAGACACGGACAUUGGCAGAUUGUAGACCUCCUUCUCACUCAUGGAGCCGACAUCAACAUGGCUGAUAAGCAGGGUCGCACGCCUCUAAUGAUGGCCGCCUCAGAGGGACAUCUGGGAACGGUUGAGUUUUUACUCUCCCAAGGAGCUUCUCUGUCGCUAAUGGAUAAGGAGGGUCUGACUGCACUGAGUUGGGCCUGUCUGAAAGGACAUUUAUCUGUGGUCCGCUAUCUAGUGGAGAGCGGCUCUGCCACUGACCACGCAGACAAGAACGGACGCACGCCCCUUGACCUAGCAGCCUUCUACGGCGACUCUGACGUGGUCCAGUUCUUGGUCGACCAUGGGGCCAUGAUAGAGCACGUCGACUACAGUGGCAUGCGUCCUCUGGACCGAGCAGUGGGCUGUAGAAACACGUCGGUAGUGGUGGCCCUGCUCAAGAAAGGAGCCAAGAUUGGAUGUCAGACGCUGCCCAGUCGGCCCCGAGGUCCAGCCACGUGGGCCAUGGCCACCUCAAAACCUGACAUCAUGAUCAUCUUACUCAGCAAGCUCAUUGAGGAGGGGGACAGCUUCUACAAGAAGGGGAAGGUAAAGGAGGCUACUCAACGUUACCAAUACGCUCUGAAAAAGUUUCCACGUGAAGGCUUUAGUGAGGACCUCAAGACAUUCAGGGAACUCAAAGUAUCACUGUUCCUCAACCUGUCCCGAUGUCGGAGGAAAAUGAAUGACUUUGGGAUGGCUGAGGAAUUUGCUACCAAGGCACUUGAACUGAAACCAAAAUCGUAUGAGGCCUAUUAUGCCAGAGCACGCGCCAAACGUAGCAGCAGACAAUUUCCUGAAGCCCUAGAGGACCUAAAUGAAGCCAUAAAACUAUGUCCAAAUAACAGAGAAAUUCAGCGACUCCUCCAGAGGGUGGAGGAGGAAUGUCAUCAGCUCAACCAGGAAGAACACCAGCAGCAGGACAUGGAGUUGGAGCCUCCACCCUCACCUCCCCCAACACCACCUCCAGAGGAGGAGGAGUCCCUGUCCCUGUCCCUGUCCAUGCCUCUUCCCCCUCCACCUGAGCCCCGCCUGGAGGACAUGGAGCCUGUCCAGGACCUGUUUGAGGAUGAGGACUACUUAGAGCAGGAGCUGGAGGCCAUGUCUUUGGCACUACCUCCUCCAGAAUCUCUCACCAAUCCGUCAAGUCUUCCCAUCAUACAAAGCCCACCUCUCUCCCCCACACACCCGGAUCAGAUUUAUUUAGCUGGGGGUUCACCCAUGGGCCAGCCUUAUGAAUACCUCCCAACCUCCUCCUCUAUGUCCUCCCCAACUCGAGGGUCAUACCAGCCCCCAUCGCCCUCUCUCUCUCCAACUCAUCAAAACUCCCACUACCGACACAGCCCUCCUCACACUUCCCCAGUGCACCAACAGUCCUACCGCUUCAGCCCACCUCCGAUGGGCAGCGGAGGUCAGGGGAUGGAUCACCAGAGCCCACCGCCUUCUCCUUUACGUCGGGCUGCUCAGUACAGAGCUAGUCCGCCGUUGGAAAGUGUGUGCUUGUACAGAUCGCAAUCUGGGUCUCCAGUGCGCUACCAGACAGAGCAGCUCCCUGGACGACCCAAAUCUCCCCUUUCCAAGAUGAGCAGCCAGCGUUCAUUCCAGCUGACCUCACAGCCAUCGAUAGCCUCCCAACAUCACCAAGCCCAAGGUCUUCGCCUCCAACCAUCUAUCGCUCAAAUCGUCCGCACAAACCAGCCCAACGUCUUGGGCAACAGCUUUAGUGGUCCAAUGGGCCACUCCAUUGGCGGUCGCUAUCAGGGGGGCUCAGUGGAUGUGGAGAGCCGCCUGGUGUACCAGCCGUCCCUGGACGGGCGGUCCAUGCCCCAGGUCCAGGCCAGCCUCAGCUCUGGGGCCCUCUGUCAGCACGGCGGCCGAGGAGGGGUCAUGGAGUCAAACCUGUUGAAAGAUGAGCUACCCCAGCGCCCCUCCUCUGCCUACCGCGCCAGCAGCGGGGGCCCAGGGGGCAUCCGUUACAGCCAGACACCUCAGAUAAGCCGCAGCCAGUCUGCAGCCUACUACCCAGUCUCUGAACACGUACUGGAGCGUGCAAACGCCAUGCCUCCCUGUCAGCUGGGCUCUCCUGAGAUCCCCCACAUGGUGAGACGUCCCGUGAGUGCCAAUACUACUGAGAUGAAGCAGCAUGUGCCCACCCCAAGGCCUCUCAUCCAUUCUCAGAGUGUAGGCUUGCGAUUCUCCCCCUCUAGCAACAACAUCUCAGCUGGGUCUACUUCCAACAUAGCUCAGGCCUUUAGGCCCUCCGCGUCUAUUCAGCAGAUGGAGAUCCCCUUGCAAGCCACAUAUGAGCGCACCUGUGACGACAUCUCCCCGAUCUCUCCCUCUCAGAGUGGCGGUCUAUAUCAGGGCGAAACCACCCGCUCCAGGAAUACGCCUUUCAUGGGGAUCAUAGACAAGACCGCUCGGACUCAACAGUACCUGCAUCAACCCGGACGGUCCAGGCCCAUGACCUCCAUGGAUUCUGCUAUUAGCCCAACCUCCCCUGGGCAGCUAGUCCAGCAGGGCUCCACCUACAGUCCCCCAGCAUCUCUGGGCAACAUCGCCUACUACAACAAGACCAACAAUGCCCAAAAUGGACACCUGUUGGAGGAGGACUACUACUCCCAGACCCAACCCUCCUCACUGGGAAAGCUGGCCAACGGAUCUCGUGGCACUGGUGAUAUUCUGGAACGGGUCAGCCAGGUGCCCACCUACCCUGACGUGAAGGUGGCGAGGACUCUGCCAGUGGCACAGGCCUACCAGGACAACAUGUACCGCCAGCUGUCACGUGACUCCCGGACCCAAGGCCCCACCUCCCCCAUCAAACCAAAGAGACCAUUUGUGGAGUCGAAUGUGUGAGUGGACAGUUUGGACUUGGCGCGUCAGUAGAAGUGAGGGUGGAACAAGAAUAUUUAUCUAAAAUAAAAACAAAAAAAAAAUGUGACAUGUGAUCUGUGUAUGUGUCCUGGACAAACUCAUGCAAAAGAACUCUUAAGAGACAACUCCAGUCAAAGAGAGAAAACCACAUUUAGACUUUAAGACGCAAUCCUAUUUGGAAAAAACAUAACUGAUACUGAAAUGAUCAUUUCAUCAUCAUCAUAAUCUGCACACAGGCUGAACAACAGAAAGUUUCUGAGUUCUCAUUUCAUUCUCUGACCAGUGCACUUCCAAGACUUAGAGUGGCACAACGCGACCACAAGUGACCACCCCAGAUGGGACUGAAAGAGUGACCGUGCUCCUCAUCAGACUCUGCUCGUGGACUCUCUGCUCAUCUUAAGUUCUUUCAAAGUGUGCUCUUAACCAAGGUUGCUGUGUAGGCUCUAUUCUAUGUACUACAAUAUUAUCUGUUCAAUACUGUACAUUGCUCCGAAAAAGCAAAAGGUUCUACGACUCAGUACUUAGAGAAAAAUGACAAUAUUUAUAAUUAAGUUAUAUAUUGUACAUAGAAGAUAAAGCAAAGAAUAGUUUGCAUUUUAAAUUUUAUUCUGUUAGCCCUGCUACUGUGUCACACUGCUAGUCAUAUGGAGGUGGGAAAAUUGACCAAUUCCGAAAAAUGAGGGACAGGCAAGCUUUGAUAUAUUAUUGUUUCGAAAGAUGCAAGCAACUGCUUCAAAUCGCAAACUAUUUAAGAUUGAAGUUGUUGAUUUAUUCUUUGUGAAGGGGCCUAAAUGAUCAGGUAUAGACCACAUGUUUUACAUUUCUGCUUCUUUUUUUUUAACACAAGAAAACAAAACAAAGGAUUGAUAAUAUGUCCCAAAAUGAAACUUUAUUAGAACAGGUUGAUAAUUAAAACUCUUACUCAGAUGAUCAAAAAAUGGUCAGGCUGCAACUUCUGUGUGGAUUUAUGCAUGCUGAAAACAAAUCUAAAUUUUAUCUUUUAAUUGGCAACACAACUGUUACGACGGGUGUAGAAAUGUAUAUUCAUGUAUAUUCAUAUAUGUAUAUUCAUUUCUACACCCGUCCUAUAUAACUGUUUGGAUAUUGUGACGUUAAAAAAAGUAGCCCAUUUUCAAAGCUUCUGCAUAAUGAAAUUAAAAACUAAAUAUAUUUCAGGGACAAUUAUUUAAAUAAAAAGAUGCAAUAACCUGGUUGCAUAUGUGUGAACACCUUUAAAGUAAUUCUUUGAGAAUUUUUUUUUUUAUGACUGUACAGUGUUCAGCAUUCUUGGUAUUAGUCCAUUCUAAAAGUUCUCUAAAUCUGUCAGAUUGUGAGGACAUCCCUGGUCCACAGCUCUCAAGAUUUUAUGUCUGAUUUAGUUCUGGAUUCUGGCUCAGCCGUUCCAAAACUUUACUUUUCAUCAGGUGAAGUCAUCCUUUUUCUUUGGACUCACUAUGAUAUUGAAAAUCGGAAUGUGUCUUCAUUUUAGCUACCAGAUAUCUGAAGAUUCGAGGUCACGACUGACUGAUUUAUAAUUUCAUCCACAUUCUCGAAGCAUUUCCUUCUUAGGAGAAGCAACACCCUCGCAAAGGAUGUGGCCCAAAAGCUGAGGUUUUGGAUUUUUUUCCAUUAAACUACAAUGUUUUGCCAAUGGCUCUAAUGUUUAAAGUCAUCUCUUGAUUUUACAAUUUUUUUUCAGACUGGAAGUAGUAACAUUUUGGAGUUGCCCAGCCAGAAUCCCAACUUGAAUCUAAUGGAGUGAGCUAAGCAUUAGGGUGAUUGCAAAGAGAACCUUCCAACCUCAAAGCAGUUGCACAUCACCAAAGAUAAACCAUGAAGAUGCCAGUGGAAACAUGCAAAAAGCUGCUGAGCAAUUAUAAAAAGACUUUAUUUGCUUUAUUGCCUAUAUAGAAAUGUUUUCCCUUGCUAAUCUAAAAGGGCCUUAAUAAUUUUUUAUACAUUUUGGAGUAAAAUGUAAAUAAAUUUAGAUAGUUGUUUCCCAAAGAUGAUACUCAAUUUACUUUGUUUCUGCCAGGGUCAGGGAUAAUUUUGUACAGUGAGAUCCUUUUAUAGAUUAGCUAAAGGAUCCAAAUGUUAAAUUCAACAUAAUUGAUUGUGGAAGUGAAUUCAAUAACACUGAAUCCUGAAAUUGAAGAGUCCAAGAAAGCAUUUGUCUAAAGCUGAACACACUUAUGACACCAGGAUUUUUUUUAGGUUUUUUUAUUUCCAAACAGAUUAGUUUAUUUUUCUGUUCAGUAGAGCAGGGACAUGUGGCAUUAUACGCAGGAACUGUUUUGAAAAGAGACAUUUUUUAACGUAAUUAAAACCAGACUUUUCUAAAUUGUCAUUAUAUAUCCACUGAGCGAUUUGGCUGCAGUAUGUUAGCUAUUCGUUAUUAAUUAGUGGCUCUAAUUGUUGGAAUUACAUAACAGAAGUCAGCUUUGAUUGCAAUAAAACAGUUUUGUCUGAGUAAGCGAUAAGUAACUAACUGGUUAACUAAGUUUAACAUUGAAAGUACCAUUGAAGUUUGGUUCUGUCCCUCCUUCGAAAUAGUGACGGGUUAGUGCUCAAAGGUUACAAGCAAGCAAAUGCAUCUCCUUACCCAUUUCUCCCUCUUCUGCUUUAUUAUUUUCAUAAUUUUUUUCCUCCAGCCAGUUCUGCCCUAUGAAUACGUCUUACAUUUUGAACUAAGGGUGCACUUUAUAUAUUUUAUCUACUUUGGUUGUUGCGCUUGGUGAAUUUGGAGAGCGUGGGUCUGCGUCCGAUGCGGCCAGACUGUCAUAGAUUCCAUUACUGUAUAAUUUUUCAGCUUGGUGGUGAGUGACGGUAUGAGGAGAGAACGACGUUUUUAAAACUGGCGAGGAUGUAUAGACUUUCUAGCACAAGCUGUAUAUAGUGGUUUAGAUACUGCGCUCGGUCCGGCUCGGAUUUGUGGGUUCGUUUUGUUUUUUAAAGGCCAAAUCAUGUCUCACCUUGUUCCAAACAAACAAACAAAAAGUCUAUGUUAGAACAGCUUCUUAAAUGCACAAAUGUUGGAAAUAAUAUAAAUCUGCUGAAAGAGAAUAGAAUUAUAGAAUAAUAAUAAUAAAGCUUGGUAUUUUCUCCAGAAACUCCAUAUUUGGAGUCAUCGUAAUGUGGAAUAACAAAAAUAGUCAAGUUCUUGUUAUAUUUGACAAAAGUUAUAGGCUUUUUGUCUGUAGCUUUUUACUUUGUGAUGUCAGAUAAAGAUGAUCAACAGAGAGAUUUCCUCCUCGUCUCCUGUUUUAACAGCUACCAGAGAAAUGAAGGUCAAACUGUAUCAUACCUAACUUAAACAGGACUUGUUCAGCUGUGGGAGUCCAAGGGCGUUCGAGUUCGAGCUGUACGUGUAUAUUGGUUUGCUGUAAAUAGUCCGAUGCAUGUUCUAUUCUUUCCAUGAAGCUCCAGCAGAAACAUGUAUAGCAGUGUGUGAUACGGUGUCGGGAUUAAGAUAAGGAGACUACUGCUGUCCCCGAACUGUCAUCAUUCUCCUUCAGC